AUGAGCCCUUCCAGACACACAUUUACGGCUGCGUCUACCAUCCGCGGUGGCUCCCAGCAAGACCUUGAAUCUCUGGCCGACACGUUGCUGGAUUCAUCAAUUAGCCAAACAAAGAAUGAUUCUAAGCCCCCUACAGGGAGCUCGGGAUUGCGGCGUGAUGCUACGGCGUCUAGUACCGGGCGCGCCAAACGAGGUUCCCGUCGAGCGGGUGACAGUCGUCGCUCAUCGCAUACCCAGAAGGAGGAUCCUAACAGAGCUUCUGUUUCUUCAAGUACAACAUCGAAAACCCGCGAAAGACUACGAGAAGUGGAACUAGAGCGGGACAAGCUCCUUCGGGAUGUCGCAUAUGGAAAAGGCGUCGUAGAGCGACUCAAAAAGGAGGGCGCUGCCACAGAGCUCGCAGCGUCUCGUACCAAGGCCCGUGUCGAGAAAUUGAAAACUGAAGCCCAUCGCGAGGGAUCGAAAGUAUCAAGAAGUGCUACGGAUGGGUUCUUCAAGAAGGCUUCCUCGACCGACCUGCUCUUUCUCAUGGACACAACGUCCUCCAUGGAUCCUUACAUGAACGAGGCCAAGGCACAGGUCAGAAGCAUCAUCAGCGAGAUCAGGGAGGCCUUUUUUGGUGAAGCUGAGGUGCGAAUCUCCAUCGUCAGCUACAAGGACCACGGUGAUGAGCCCAACAUUCAGUGGUUAGAUUUCACUCCCGACGCUGAUGCGGCGAGUUCAUUCCUUGAGAAUCUGUAUGCGGAAGGCGGAGGAGAUCCUCCAGAAGAUGUUCUUGGCGGCAUCCAGCAGGCUAUCAACGCGAGCUGGAGAGCCUACACACGCUGCAUGAUACACAUCGCUGAUGCACCACCGCAUGGGCGGAUUUUCCACGAUUGUGAUGACGAUACGUACCCCGAGCCUGGAAGCGAGCCUCACCGGCUCACAUAUAAGCCAUUGAUUCAGAAAUUGACGGAACUCCGUAUAAAUUAUGCCCUACUUCGCACAGGAGAGUACACUGAUAAGAUGGCGGAUCUCUUCAUGCAGGAAUACAGGCCUGCCGCAACCGUUUGCCGGCUGCACACGUCAAAUGGCUACUACCCGUUGUCCAUGGUCAAGGGAGCGUCGAAUGCUGGAUCCCCCGGUAAAAAGGGAAUUCAGUUUCAAGAAUUGGAGUUGGGCACGACUUACAGUGCUCUCCGACAUCUAAUUGUCCAGAGCGUGACGAGUUCGGCCUCUCUCACUGCCACAUAUCUGGCAAGCCGUAGGACACCUGUGGCUAGAGCCACUUUAAAACUACGAGCUCCACGUUUAACGUUGGUGGAAGAGGAAUUUGAAGGAUCGGAUGAAAUCAAGAUAUCACUGGAAACCUCACCACCCCAAUGGGGCUCUUUGAGCUGGUUUGGCGAGAAGGUCAAGGUUGAAGGCUUCUCUCCAACUGUGAUUGUUCACGGGUUCCAGACGCUUAACGACAUGAUGGCCUCUGAUGAUAAUAUCAUCAUGGGGCCUGUAGAACUCUCACUUCGAUGGCGGUCCAAGCCAUUUUCAAAUGGAGCAACUCGCCAGGCAUCUUAUGCUCGCACCGAAGCUUCAACUGACCGGUUUGUAGUCAAAUCGCCACUGAAGAGCUCCUCAAAGAUGGUCCAUCUUGUCGAAGACAUGCGAUGUCAAGCGCUCUGCCGAGCAUUCGCCCUAGAGUUCAAUGGCCUCGUGGGAUACAGGUUCAGCCUGAAUUUCAUUGUGACAAUAUGCUUCGAGGGGAAAGACAAAGUGAGGAGCGAUGCUGAUUGUCUGUCUCUUGAGCCAUUUAUCCCGGGCCACUAUGUCAAGUACAAUGGCAAUAACGGAUGGCUACCUGAGGGGCUGGAAGAUAACGACAUCUUCAAGGCUUCCCAGGCUUUCUCUCAUUUCACAUAUGAGCGCUCACAUGGGGAAUUCCUGGUGUGUGACUUGCAGGGUGUGAACAACUUGCUUACCGACCCAGCUAUUCAUACUCACGACCCGGAGAGGUUCAAGCUGUCGGCGACGAACUGCAAUAUGGCAGGAAUCAAAUUCUUCUUUGUCAGCCACAGAUGUAACGAGAUUUGUUCCAGUUUGGGACUGCAAAGUACUGCAUACGGUCUGAAAAUGGGCUACCAGAGUUUCCGUACCAACUGGCCCUCCGUGGAGAAUACCCUGUUUUGUUCCAACAAGCUCUGUGGCCGGAUCGUGUACGCAUCACAUGCCAAGAAGUCCGUCGAAUAUCCAGACUGCAGCUGGUGUGACCAAUGUUGGUCUCAGUUAGAGUCAUCCAAGAUAUCGAGGCUUUGUGUUGGUCCUGGAUCCGACCACGAGUUUGAGGUUUCAAAGUUCUUCUUCGAAUCACAAGGGAGUAGGUUACCGCGAGUGUGUCCACUGCACCGCACAAAGGAGAACGACCUAUCUGAGGCGGCCUCCACCUCCCGGAAAGGGCUCUGGGCAAGGCUAAAGUCCAGAGCCAAGAGGAUAACUUAG
Clonostachys rhizophaga is the source of this 2472-nucleotide messenger RNA. The record is from the annotation of a GenBank genome assembly. NCBI's taxonomy places the organism in Eukaryota, Fungi, Ascomycota, Sordariomycetes, Hypocreales, Bionectriaceae.